AUGAUCAAUCAAGAUAGUGCAGAUUUAGACAUAUAACAAUAAGGAUUUGAUUUUUAAUAAUUAUUUGAAAAAAAAUGUAUCAAUCGAGAAGAAUCUCAAAAAGAUUAAAUAUAAAGAUUUCAUUUUCCUUAAAACCAAUAAUAAUGUUAAGGUGAUACUUUAUAAGCAUUAGUCAAAAUGAUUAAAAUUGAAAAAUAAGUUGCAGGAAGAAAUAAAAAAAAUAAAAAGAUUUAAUGGAAUGAAAAAAAUACUAAAAUAUUUUAGGAUCUCUAUUAAUAAUAUUCAGGCAAUUUAGAUUAAAUUCUUUUAUACUUUUAAUAAAACAAUGAAUUAAAUACAAAAAUUGAUAUUAAAUAAAUCAAAGUAUUAUUAUCUAAUCUUAGUUUAUAGAAUAAAUUUAAAAUCGAAAAAAAAAAAAAAAGCUUGACUUUAUUAUCAUUGUCUCAGAGAAUAUCAAAAAACUUUAACUACUAGUUAAAAUUAGACUGA
This is a messenger RNA of Paramecium sonneborni, 489 nucleotides long. The record is from the annotation of a GenBank genome assembly. NCBI's taxonomy places the organism in Eukaryota, Ciliophora, Oligohymenophorea, Peniculida, Parameciidae.